This is a messenger RNA of Jaculus jaculus (lesser Egyptian jerboa), 2032 nucleotides long. It is a transcript of the gene Spef1, whose product is annotated as sperm flagellar 1. Gene Ontology annotation, molecular function: microtubule binding. The record is from RefSeq and is a predicted model, not a curated record. Gene Ontology annotation, biological process: regulation of cytoskeleton organization. The coding region runs from base 655 to 1365 and encodes 236 amino acids. NCBI's taxonomy places the organism in Eukaryota, Metazoa, Chordata, Mammalia, Rodentia, Dipodidae. The transcript is spliced from 7 exons. Gene Ontology annotation, cellular component: axoneme.
CCAGUAUCCUGUUGGGACAUUUUAUGUAGGAGGAAAUAAGUUGAGAUACUGACCUUGAACGCUUGUCUUUGGAAGUCUGAGUUACAUAUUAAAUGCCCCAUUAGGACAUACUGCUAAGAUGGGGAAAUGACAGUGACCCUAGGACUACAGGGCUUUAGGGAGGAAGCCAACAACAACAAAAAAAUUGUCAUGUAGAUUAUCAUACCAGAGGCUGGAUGGGCAACAGAUUAACAGUGGACCCCCAGAUAAAGCUGACAAUUAAGUAGCUUAGGGGGCUGCUGGUGCCGGGAGUUCUAGAGGCCUGGUUAGCUUUGGCAAAGCCCAAAGUGAGGUGAGGUGGCUGGUCAGCAAGUGGUGUGGGCACAGAAGUGAUGCCUUCUGGGAGAGAAGGAAUCAAAGCUGGGGCCCAAGGGAGAGUAACACGGAAAACACUACAACUCCCAGAAGUCUCUGCUUCCAGGCGAGUUGGUGAUAGUUGCCAUGGUUUCGGGAAACAAUAUGGCUAUUGCCAGUUGGGACGUAAGUCUGUGGGGUUAGAAAAGUAAACGAAGAUCUGAACGCCCGCAGCGCCGAGAGAAAAGGCGCUUGAGGGAUCCUGAGGCUGGAGUUGGAUUCUGUCUGGCUGAAACGACUCUGGCCCUGCCCAAGGAGCCAAUGGCGAGCAGCGUGGAUGAGGAGGCGCUGCACCAGCUAUACUUAUGGAUAGACAACAUCCCUUUGUCCCGACCCAAAAGAAACCUCUGCCGGGACUUCAGUGAUGGAGUCCUGGUUGCAGAGGUCAUCAAGUUUUACUUCCCCAAGAUGGUGGAGAUGCACAAUUAUGUCCCUGCCAACUCGCUCCAGCAGAAGCUCAGCAACUGGGGUCACCUGAACAGGAGGGUACUGAACAAAUUAAACUUCUCCGUACCAGACGAUGUAAUGCGUAAGAUUGCCCAGUGUGCUCCUGGCGUGGUGGAACUGGUGCUCAUCCCGCUGAGGCAGCGCCUGGAGGAGCGGCAGAGGCGCAGGAAGCAGGGUGGCGGCUCCUUACAGGAUCUGGCAACUCAGGAUGGCAGUGGCUACAUGGAUAUGGGCUUGUCCCAGAAGAACCGAGGGGAAGGUGCCCCAGACCCCCAGGGAGGAGGACAGCUCAGGGGCGGGCGGCCACUGGUGACCCGACCUCCCGUGUAUAACGAGGCACUGCAGGGCGGUCCAAGCUUCGUUCUCCAGAUCGCUGAAAAGGAGCAGGAGUUGUUGGCCUCUCAAGAGACGGUGCAGGUCUUGCAGAUGAAGGUGAGGCGUCUGGAACACCUGCUCCAACUCAAGAACGUGCGUAUCGAAGACCUCUCCAGGCGACUGCAGCAGGCUGAGCGCAAGCAGCGGUGAGAGGCGGCCUUUGCUAUGGGGGCUCCCGGUACCCGCCAGAGCCCAGACGCUGCGGCCCACCCACCCACCAGCACGAUUGGACGGGCAGAGUGGAGCCAGCUGCUCGCACGUACCUCCUCCUGCUGGAGCGCCUCUCUGCCAGGGCAUGGGGGUGAGCUGGGGGCGCUAGGACAGACGUCCUCAAAACCGAGGCCCAAGACUGAGCGGUCCUCCUUACACUCCAUCUGGGCCAGGAGGAUGGACCGCUUUUCAGAGCUCAGAAGCCAUGUAUAGAAACUCGGUGUGACCCCCAAAACUGUGUCCACCUUGGAGUUCCCGGCGAUGGGCCUGGGGAAGCGGUCCUCUGGCUUGUCCCCCACCUCCAGAACCUGGUCGCUGCCCUGCUCAGAGGACAGCAGUCCCUUCAUCCAUGCUCUGCAUGGCCUGGACCACGAGGGAAGGUAUCCCUGGAAACCAAGGGCUUCCCUUGCUCCUCCUAGGUGUCCACCUGGGACCCAUCUAUGGGCUGGAGACCUCAGCAGCUGAAGAGGAGGGGGUAAAGUGUGGGGCUAGCAAGGAAUAAGGGAGACACCUGCUGUGCUAUUGCCCUUUCCUCACUGGAGUACUGUUGGGAGUGCCCGGGAAUCCGGAACAGAGCUGUCCCCAUUAAAGGUGGUGUUGAGUUUUC